AAGUGAAAAACAUUUUUAAUCGAGACGACGAAUAAUACGCGAAAAAGGACACGCGUUACAACGCAGAUAAUAAUUUAUUUUUCAUAAAAAAAUGAGAAUUAUCAGUUCAAUUUGCGUAAUAAUUAUUUGUCCGUAAAGAAUGCAGCAAAAAUUAAAAAUGUUUUACAAUAAAUAUAAAACGUAAACACGUGAAAAACAUGUAGACAAAAUAGUGAUGGAACAUAAUCACGAAAACGACGAACAUAAAAGAAAGAACGCAAAAAAACGAAUAGAAAAAUAAGUGAAGAAUAAAAAAAGAAUAAAAGAAAAAAUGUUUUAUUAUCGAGCAGCAGACAUAGCAGCCGCGUUUAUUAUCGCUUUUGCUGUAUCUUAAAUUAAUGGAAAACUAAUCUGUGCUCGGUCCGAAGAUUUUCAAGAUUAACAAGUUCAAAGGAUUUUUUAUUGUAUUUUAUUGAAAAGUUUUAGCUAAGUGAUACACAUAUACAUAAUAAGCGAGUUUGGGGGGGUUAAACCCUAAACACUAACUCUCCCUCUAGUGUAAAGUAGUUUUAAGAUAAGACAUAACAGAACAGAACAAGUGCUUUUUAUUGGAAGCAUACUACAUACUAGUUGAUUUAAGAAAAAACGAGAAAUAGAAUUUAGUGAUAGUGAUCAUCACGGAGCAUUAGCUGCGUGUACAGUUAUUGCUGAACGCGCGCGCGCUCUCAAAUUUGAAUUGCCAACAAACACAAACGCGAUAUGUCCGAGAACAAAAAUGGACAAGGAGCGCAGUGGUCGAAAGGUGCAGUAACAGCAGCAACGGCGGCAGCAGCAGCAGCUGCUGCAGCACAAAAACAACAACAGCAACAACUUCAGCAGCAGCAACAUUUACAACAUACUCCUGUUUAUAAUGCAACAGCGUUAAGUUUAACUUCUCCACCAGCUGGGACUGCAUCAGCCUUAUACGGGGGUACUGGACAUUUGGGUACACAUCAGACUUCAUCUGAUGUAACAUCAUACGCAGCUGCACGCUUUCAAGCACCACCAAUUGAUCAUCGCUCUGCAUCCUCUUCGUCUUCCCAUAUUGUACCCCCCACACCUGCACCAUCCACUUCCACUACCAAUGUACCUGUACCUAGUGGUUUCAUACCGCCACCAUUUCCACCUGCUGCAGCAGCUGCUACAUCUGUACUGACCCCCAACCCGUAUGCAGUGGCUUCGCUUACCGCUCCAGGAUCAACACAUGCAAGUGCAAAUCAUCCACAUUCACAUGCCCAUUCACAUCCGCCUCCGAAUCAACAAUAUUCGGGGUCUCAUCCCAUGGCUUCGUCUCAUCACGCCCACUUUGGAAUGGAACAGUUUCAACAUUUAAAUGUCCAGCAACAAUACGAGCUUAGCAAACUAAUGGCAGCUUCUUUUAGUGCAACCCAACAAGCAGUGGGGGUUUCAAGUGGACCAACAAACCUUUCAUCCAACACAACAUCGUUAACAACAUCAUCGUUGUCCGCGACAACAGCUUCAUCGACAAAUGUGGCGGCUGGAGGAACGUCAACUUCUCAAGCAUCUGCUGCAAGUCGUCAUCCACCACAAUCGUCUGGCGAAAGUUCUACAUCCGGUAGUAUAAAUACACAAAUGGCAGACCAGGUCAUUAGUGCAAUAAGCACUGGCACCACGGCCACCAAAUUGGCUACCACACCCAUACAUGGUCGUCUAAUGGGUCUAGGGGUGCAUGCACCAGAUGAAGAGAAACUAAGACGAAUACAACAAGUUGUAGAGUCCGGUAUAGGCGAUCAUGCCAAACAACAAAUAGUUCAAAUAUUGGAUCGUAUUUCGACUUUGAGGCCAGUAGAAAAAUUAUUGCUUUAUUUGCGUUUGCCUGGCGAACAACCGGAAACUGAUCCCCUUCGUCAGCCUCAAAAUCCCUUGGGGACACGUUCAGAGAUUAAUCACACUAUAAAUUGGGUUCGUACUCAUUUAGAACAAGAUCCUCAGGUAUCCAUACCAAAACAAGAUGUCUAUAAUGAUUAUUUAGUUUAUUGUGAACGUUUGGAUAUAAAACCUUUAUCGACGGCUGAUUUUGGUAAAGUUAUGAAGCAAGUUUUUCCUGGCAUACGACCAAGGCGUUUGGGCACAAGAGGACAUUCACGUUAUUGUUAUGCUGCUAUGCGGAAAACAAGUAAAUUGCCAGCACCCCACUUACCCACACUGACAACAGUGAAACCAACAAAAAGUGCUGAGAAAGAUGGCAGCAUAGAUUUAUCGACAAAUAUUAUUGAUAACACUGAAGAACAGGAGGAGUCAUGGAAUGUUGUAAAACAAUGGGCAGAGUCUAUGUUGCACGUUAAAAUAGACAAUAUCAGUGAUUUGGCAACAUAUAUAAAAACAAAUGGACCAUUAUCGUUGGCAGGUGGAACGCAUACACCAUAUACUGGAGCCGGACGAGGGACUAGUAGUGGUGCGGCGCACAAAAAACAUACGCAAAGGGAACCCAAAGAAAAAAGGGUGAUGGCGGAUAUGGGACCUUUAAAGAAACGACGCAAAAAGAAACGAAAAGGAUCUUCCUCAUCAGAAUCCAGUUGCCAUCAAAAUGUAAACACCGGUGACCAACAACAAAUUCAACCCCAAUUAUCUCCAGCUAAUAGCUCGAAAAGUGGUAGCCAUCAUGCUGUGCUGUCGCCGGCAAUGGAAGAUGGUCAAAAAGUGAAAAUCAAACAGGAAGUAAUAGAUUCUCCCGGUUAUCCUCCAUCAGUGGGAAGUUUGUCCACACACUCACAGUCCACAGAUUCGGCUAAUGUAACCCAAUAUCAAACAACUGCGGCCACAAAUACAUUACAAAUGGCCCAGCAUCAAGUAAUGCCAAUGAAUUUGGCUGCCGAGACAAGAGGUGGUAUAUCCAACGUUUUAGCUAGAGCUCCACCAAUGACCGCAUCCCUAACGGCGAGUGCAUUUGAACAUGUACGUCCAACGGGUGUGCAGACACCGACAACAACUGUAGCAGCAGCUGUUAAGAAUUUAACACCAAAAAUCAUGGAAUUGUCUACGGAGAAUCAAGCCAUGUCUUCGCCACCAUCUCAAACUGUUAUUAAGCAAGAGAUUGGAACCGAAGAUUACAACACUUCAAAUAUUUUCUGCAAGAAGGUUCGUAAAGCACAACAAACUAAAGGUUUUUGGGCCAAUUCCCCAACAUCGAAUCGAAGCACAACUGCAGCAACAACUCCAAAUUAUCCUAUUAUAACUACAACAGCUUCUACACCACCACCUGUGCCGGCUAGUGUUAUAACAGCACCACCAAAUAAUUCGGAUUCCGUUGUUGUUUACAACAUGGGACCACCCACACAAAUGGCUCCUUCUACUAGCCCAAAUAGUCAGACAUUAGGCGAUGAUGUUUCAACGCUGGGACAACCAAAGGUACUUUCACGUAAUCUACAACAGUUAAAGGCAAAGAAAAUAUUGGCUGCCGUCGCGGCAUCUGGUUGUGAUCCUCCUGAUCUGAAUGCGGCCAAAGAUGCAGCAGAUUUACCGGCAAAUUUAGGUUUGCCGCGAGAGCGCGUUAUCAGCAUUUGCAAUAUGGAUAAGCAUGAGCUAGAUGAUUACUUUUUGCCCGUAGAGGAGGAAAAUUCGGAAGAUCAAGAAACAGAGUUGCUUCAAUAUUUUCAGAUGGGAGACGCUGAGGAAAAAUUAACCAAAAAUUCUUCCUCUGAUGCUAAACGGAACAGUAAUUCAACAGUAAAUCAAUCGACGUCAGCCUCAACAUCUAUACCUAAAUCGACAACAGCUACAACGGCUUCGUCAACUAUAGGAUCAUUGGUACUGACUUCAAAUUCAACAAUGACAACAUCAAAAACAUCCACUGGCAUAAUGAUGAUGAGCACAUAUAAAUCUAGUAACAAUACACCGUCAAUAAACGAUAUAUCAACAAUAACAAAUAGUCAAUUACAAAAUGGUAAAACAUUUUCAAAUACAAAUUCAAACACAACAGCAAAUUCUACUUUGAUUAAAUUGCCCUUAACGUCGUCAUGUUUAACAGCCACAACUUCAUCGUCGUCAUCAUCAUGUUCAAAUACUGUUGGUACUGCCUCAGCGUCUCUAGCACAAUUAACUCAAAAGCAUCAACAACAAAUGCAAAUACAACAACAACAACAUCAACAAAUUCAGCAACAAUCUAUAAAUCAACACCAGCAACAACAACAACAACAAACUCAACCUCAAGUAUAUUCAAAGGUUUCCAUAAAACGUAAAAUAAAUUUAAAUACAACAUCGACUACAUCGGACAUAACAGCAGCAAGGAAAAAUUACAGUUUUCUACCGAUAUCACCUAAUAUUAAUACGACCACCACAUCUUGCAGCAACAACACUUCAUUGUCGCUAAAUAGUAAUAACACUAAUAACAGUCAUACCUCAAAUGCGGGAUUUUUCGCUAGCCCUGGCUUAUCGCGUUUACUGACUAAACAACAAUCGUUAGAUUGUGACACCUCCUCAGAUCCCAUGAUUGGAGCAUCCCGACGUCAGCGAUCGUAUAAUACCAUGAUGACCUCUGCUUCAGCACCUCCAAGUCCUUCGGUGUUAAAACAGCAGCAAGAGCAACAAUUGUUUGGUCAUAUGUCACACAACAUUCUUAUGGAUCAGUGGUCUAAUUCUGUCGGGCACUUCAAUAAUCCAACAACAUCGUCAAAUGUGGUCAAUUCAUUAAUGGUCGAUCAAAAUUCUCUGGAUUUAGACUUAUUUGGCGAAGCGGCGGCAGCUGCAGCCUCAACAGCCACCAAUACCACAUUUGGCAAUAGGACUAGUUUUAAUAUUAGUAUCAACAACAAUUCUGAGGGAAUAAUGGGACACAACACGGAAAAUUCGGGCGGCCAAAUCAACGACGUCACACAGCGAUCUCAGUCGGUGCCUUUGUCACAAUUGCAACGUUCACAUUCGCCCACAUUCAAUCGCACUUUCCAUUGUGGUACAAAUAAUCCAGCGGCCGUAUCGGCUUGUAAUUCAUUGGCCCAAACACCAGUACCAUCGGAAUUUAUUGAUUCGGUUACAAUGCUGUCGGAAAACAGUUGCAGCCAACAGAGUUCUACCAUAAAACUUGAGGAGGUGGCAAAUGUUGUGGCUUCUGAUUCAACCGCCAUGUUGGAUGAGGUUGUUGUGAGUGACAUUUUGUCAUCUCCGGAUUUUGUGUCAAAAUUUUCCAGUCUCAACCAGACCGGCACAACAAAAACAACUUGUUCGUCGGCGGGUUCCUCGUCGGGUUAUAGCAGUGCUGGUCAUUUUUCCUUAUCAUCCGGAAGCUAUAGUGUAGGAGGAGGCGGUAAUGGGAGUGGCGGCGGUGCCAUGUCUUCGUCAAUAUCACGUUCCGUACCUUCUACACCGUUGCCUCAUCAAAAUCCACAAAAUCUGUUUGGUAACGGUAAUAACUUUUACAGAAGACGUUUCGUUAAUAAUUGUCAAUCGUUAAAUGGAGUUGGUGCAGGUGGAGUUUUGGAUAAUCUUAAUUCUUUUUCCCACAACUUUUCGUCCACCAGCAAAUACGGUUAUGGUAAUAUGUCUUCAUCGUUAUCCCGUUCAGCGUGCGAUAUCUCCAAAUCAAUGCCUUCUACACCCAUAACAACUACACCAAGUAGUUUCCGUUACAGUCCUUCAGAAUUUGCACGCGAUUUCCUUAUUAACGGCAAUACCAUAGAUGAUAGCAUAACAUCCUCUUUCGGUGCAGUGGGCAGCGAUAAUCUAAUGGGGUCUGACGUGGUAGGCGUGGAUGCGCCUCUUAAUUCCGAAUCGCUGUUGAAUGAAGAAGAUACUUUAAUAAAUGGUUCGACAGGCAUGGGACAGGUAGAUGCUGGCGUAUUGACACCAGAUUUUGCUGUACAAUCUGAUACAUCGGCUCCUGGUAUGAGCGGAGUUGUAGGUGAGUCAUCUGUUGUUAUUGGCGUGGGUUCGGAUUUAUUAGAUAAUUUGUAGAAUUUGUCUGAAGAGCAAGUUAAAAGAAAACGUGUAAAACAAAAGCAAAAAUCCCAUGAUUCUAUAUUAGAAGAAACCGCACAAUCCUGCAGCACACCAGCUGAAAGUGAAAAUGACCACGAUGAGGUUAAUAGUUGUGCGGUUGGACUUUUAUUAGCCGAAGUUGGUAAAUUAUAAAUAAACUCAUCAUAAACUUGCUCUUCAGUACAAACACUAGUAAUUAGUAAAACUAAUCUAAUAUGUCAUUGAAAUUGUUACAUUAUUGUUUAAUAUUAUAUUUUAACUUUUUAUAGUUUUUAAUUUUGUUUCCCCUUUUUCUACCUAUAAGUAUACUAUACAAAAUUUUACUACUCUAUACUACUUAUAUUCUAUUACUAUUCUUUUGUUUGUUUUCUAUUUGCUUUAACAAUUUGAAAAAAAAAAGUAAAAUAAAUUAAGUCCAGUGAAGACUAUAAAAUAUGCUUUUAAAAGCAUAGAUAAGAAUUCAUUUAAAACGUCUGAGACGUUUUAUUUCUUUUUUUGUUUUAUUUCCUUUUCAUUUAGAGUUUGUUUGAUUUAUAUUUGGAAUAAUAUUAUGUAUGUUUUUAAUUUUUAUUAUUACUUUUAUAAAAGUUGACUUUAUUAUUUAAUUACAACAUAGUUUUGAUUUUGUGUAUUUUUAUUUGGAUUAAAUUUUUUUAUGUUUAUGUUUAAUUAUAUUUUUGGUUUAUUAAUAAAUUAAUAAAAAUUAAUGGUAAAUAUUAAAAACAAAAAGAAAAGAUGUUUACAAAAUUGUAUAGAGUGCAGAGUAAAAUAAUGCCAUAAAAUUUGAUGCCAAUGCUGAAAAAGAGCAACCGUAUUGAAUGUAUCCGAAACUAAGCCUGUUUGAAAAUGCAUUACGGCUCAGCAACUGAUUUGCAAUACUUGAAAUUGUUAUUCAAUUAUUUAUUGUUCACUCCCACGAUAAUUUUAAGCUUAAUCACGGAAUUCAGAUUAAAUAAUUUCGAAAAUGUCGACUUUUUGAUUCUAUAAUUUCUUGCGAACAUCAAAAAUAAUAGGAUCACGUCAACAUAUAUUUAAUAGAGACCUUUUCGUGUUCCUUCAACAAAAUUUCAAAAACUCAUGUUUGACAUUGAUAACAGUCCUGGAAACUAUAUUUAAUGGAGGCCAAAUCAGAAACAAAUGUUUGUUAGCAAUUGAGGUAAUUGGGGCCAUAUACUGUGAGCGUUAAAAGAAACUAUUGUUACAUCAAUAAUUACACUGGUCUGCAAUGAAAUCCUAGUAUAAGAAAAUUAAUAAUAGAAUUGAAGAUACAUAUUAAUAUACAAAACCUACAUAUGCAUUUAAUUUCUUUCUAUCACGUCGAGUUUCUGAAAAAUGCUAAUUUUUGUAUUAACCCUUGUUUCACCGACUUAGUUUUAUUUUUAAAACAAACGACCUUACGACCUUGAUAGGAGGAUGUAUUACAUCAAAUCCGAAGAAAUACACCUAGGCCACUAUCGGGCCUGUUGUGCGCUCCUUUUCGUGGAAAAUGUUUGCUAUAGUAUUCACUAAGUCUGAUGUUCGAUGUUCUGAAACUCUGUUCCCUGGACGUAAUUCCUAAGAAUUUUCCAAUCAGUGUUCGUGAAUGAUAUUAUAUCCGGAAUAAUAACACUUCCAAGAUAUUUGGAUCGAAUUUCGGCGAAAGCCUGACAAUGGCAAAGAAAGUGCGCCAGAGUUUCACAGUCCUCUCUACAUGCUCUACAUUUGUCUGAAUCCGCAUGUCCACCUUUGUAUAGGUGUGCCCGUAAUCCUGUGUGUCCACUCAGAAUACAUACCAUCAUAGUAACCUCAGACUUGUUAAUUUUGAGAAGGCUUCUCGUCCUGCUCUCGUUGGGGUCACCCCAUAGGACCUUUGUGGUUCUACCCACGGUUUUAUUAUUCCAAGAGGCCUUAUGGGUUUCUCUUUCCCAUAAUUUUAAUUCUGCACUCGUUGCGUUAAAUGGUUUUGCGUUCGUCAGAUUAACUACCUCGAGCUCCCUUCCCUUUAAAGCUAUUACAUUCGCUCUUUCAUUGCCGACUACUCCCAAGUGGCCCGGUACCCAUAUGAUGAGAGUAUUCGGUUAGAGCUUUUCACAAUCCAAUAUGGUUUUAGAUUUAACUUUAUCACCUGAUAUCGCCCUAAUUGCUUUCUGGCUGUCGGUACACUUAUAUAAAGAUUCGAACCUAAUCUAGCUAUUCAGUUCCUCCGCAACCUUGGCCAUAAGACCUUGAUACUUUACAAUCCAUUUCACUAUUCUAAUACUGCUUUAUAAUGGUUGGUAAUCUUUCAGACGUUAUUAUAUAACAGUGAUAAGUGAGUGGCUUUAAUUUCGUGUCCUACUCUAUUACGGAUCUGUUUAUAUAAAAUUUACAUUAUUUGCACGUUUAUUUAGGAAAAUAUGUUCUUUUCACGCUUACAAUAGUUGAAGAUCCAAUGAUCAUUUGUUAUAACUUAGUGUUGAUAUGCUUAAAUGACCGGAACGGAAUUACCAUAUACAUACAUCAACUUUAUUUACCCAGUAAAAAUUGGAGCUUACAUGCAAGCAGGUUUGUAAGGGAACGAAGCUAUUUUCUCCCUUACAAACCUGCUUCGAUAAGGCAUGAUUUUUAUAUAGCGAAUUCCCACUUGGAAGCAUUCCCACUAGUAAGCUUAAAUAUUAUUUAAAUACUUCACUUACAAUCUGCUUCUCUGUAAGGGAUAGUAGUAAGCUUUUAAUUUUUUUCAGCUUACAUUAUAAAAUUACUCCUAUCAUUGGUAUUCCCUUAUUUCCUGCUUCUCAGUAAGGCUUAAUAGUAAGCGAAUACAGAUGCAGUUACUUCCCUUUUUAGCUUCCUAAAGUCUAAAAAUUUUUUACUGGGUAUUAAUUUCGAAUUUCGACAAGAAAAUUACGAAGAAUUUUACUUAUGUGAACGAACAAGUUUUUCUAGUUUUAUAUUGAAAACAACAAAUAAAUUCGAAAAAUUGUUAUAGUUUUCAACAAAGUAUAACAAGUAGUCCGACUCUCACAUAUAGGAAAUUACUCUCUCACAUAUACGAGUUCCGUGUGAAUUCAACUCUCUUGUGAGAAGUUUAAACUUGUCAAAACACUCAAAAGUUUACCUUACUUUUUUGACCACUUUUAAGGAUCGUACGCGAAUUUUCAUUUAUCCACAAAAAAUCUGUAAUUUUUUAAAAUAGAUUCAUUGCACUUUUUACAUAAAAUAAUGUUUAAUUUUCUUAAACUGGAAAAAAUAUUUUUUUCUAUUUAUUGACAUUUCAUUUUUGUUGUUGUUGAAUUUUAAUUUACAAACAGAGUUUCAAUUUUUGGUAUUGAAAAUUCAAACAAAUUUAAAAUUGUAAUUUUUUUAUAAAACUCUGUGUGUUCAGAACGCACCAACACAUAUACAUUUUUGUUACCAACACAUAUUUAGAGUUAGGUACUUUUUCACUAACACAUGCUUAGAGUUAGGUACUGCUGUCAAAGAGUCGGACUACUUGUUAUACUUUGGUUUUCGAUAUAAAAUGAUAAAGUAAUGUUCGGGCACAUUUAGUUAAUUACAAAUGUUUUUAACGAGUAUUAAAUUUUUGGAAUAUGCUCGAAAAAGUUAUUGUUUGUUUUUAUAAAUAAAUAUUUUAAUUUUGGUCUUAAAAUUUAUUUUUUUUUUAAUAUUUUAAAUUCUGUUAUUAAAUAUCUUUUCUUUUUAUUAUUUACCAUUUGCCUUUUUGAUUAAAAUCUGAUAUAGUUUAACAGUAAUAUUUCAGAUAAAUUGUUUUGUUGUAAUUGUAAUUAGCUGUUUAUACUAUAAAAAAAAAACUUAUCAUUACUAACAAAAAUAUAGAAUAAAUUUUGAAAUUGAAAAUUUCAAUUUUAGUUAAAAGAAAGAAUUAAAGUGCUGUUUAUUGUAAAUCAAUUAUUUUGUUAUUAGAUUAACU
Molecule: messenger RNA, 9838 nt
Organism: Lucilia sericata (common green bottle fly)
Lineage: Eukaryota; Metazoa; Arthropoda; Insecta; Diptera; Calliphoridae
Product: serine-rich adhesin for platelets
Exons: 5
Coding region: 739-5925 (1728 amino acids)
Biological process (GO): regulation of transcription by RNA polymerase II
Molecular function (GO): RNA polymerase II cis-regulatory region sequence-specific DNA binding; DNA-binding transcription factor activity, RNA polymerase II-specific
Source: RefSeq, a predicted model, not a curated record